AUGAGCAAAGCAGCGCCACGACCGGGGGAUAUCUAUUCGCCGACGUUGAGAUUUAUACAGUCGGCCAAAAUGAGGCCCAAGACCGGCCGACUACAAUCUCUCAUCGACAGACGGUCGACCAAGAAAGUCAGGUUCGCUCAGAUAGACGCGGCGGCAACGACGCCGCAAAAGCACCAUGUCCUAUCCCAAGCCGCCAGGCUCGAGGGCGAGCGACGCACGUCCAAAUACUCUCCGAUCGUGGUUCGCGAUGCGUGCCAGUGCGAACAAUGCGUCGACCCGUCCGACAGACAACGCAACUUUUCGUAUUCCGACAUCCCCCGCACCAUCGGGUUCGACCAGGUCUCUUACGACGAAGAGGCCAAAGAAGUCCGAAUCAGCUGGUCCAACGACAUCCCGACGUCGGCCAAAGCGGCACCACACCAGAGCGUCUUCAGCAGGGACGUCAUUUCGAGGCUGAACCGGAAGUUCCGCAAUCCGCACUGGGACCUGUACCAGCGGCCGUUGAAGCUAUGGGGCCGCGACACGUUCAAGCAAGGCACGUCCCGCGUCGACUUCAACGACUACAUGAACAACGAAGCCUCGUUCGCGGAGGCCGUGCACCUCCUAUGGCGCGACGGGCUCCUGUUCAUCGACGGCGUGCCCGAGUCCGAAGCGUCGGUCUCGCAGAUCGUCAACCGGAUCGGACCCUUGCAGCAGACCUUCUACGGCCCGACGUGGGAUGUGCGAUCUGUGCCCAACGCGAAGAACGUCGCCUACACGUCCAAGUACCUCGGCUUCCACAUGGACCUGCUGUACAUGCGCGACCCUCCGGGGUUCCAGUUCCUCCACUGCGUCCACAACAGCGCGGCGGGCGGCGAGUCGCGCUUCGCCGACACGUUCCAGGCGCUCGACCAGGUCUUCCAGAAGCACCCCAUGUACUACGCCGUGCUGCGCGACGGCCUCGUGCGCUACGAGUACGACAACGACGGCUUCUUCUACUCGGACGCCAAGCCGACCGUCCAGCUGAACGACGCGCUCAACGUGCCCCCGCGGCCCGUGCUCAACUCGACGAGCACCGAGAUCAGCAACAUCGCCCACUGCUUCUGGUCGCCGCCGUUCGUGGGCAGCGUCCCCUCGCGCCUGCCUCCGGACGAGCUGGUCAAGUUCGUCAGCGCGAGCAAGGUGUUUUCCCAGCACCUCGAGAUGCCCGAGAACGUCGUCGAGGAGAAGAUGGACAGCGGCACCUGUGUCAUCUUCGACAACCUGCGCAUCGUGCAUGCUCGGAACGCCUUCGACAAGAACUCGGGCAAGAGGUGGUUGAGAGGCGCGUACCUCAACCGUCAGGACUUUGUGAGCAAAGCUGCCUCGGUCAUGGCCGAUAUGCCCGAGGUCGAUAUUUCUCCAGACCCCAUUGAUGGACCGACGGACUGA
This is a messenger RNA of Exophiala spinifera, 1410 nucleotides long. RefSeq lists its product as uncharacterized. The record is from RefSeq and is a predicted model, not a curated record. Gene Ontology annotation, biological process: carnitine biosynthetic process. Gene Ontology annotation, cellular component: mitochondrion. Gene Ontology annotation, molecular function: oxidoreductase activity. The coding region runs from base 1 to 1410 and encodes 469 amino acids. The transcript has a single exon. NCBI's taxonomy places the organism in Eukaryota, Fungi, Ascomycota, Eurotiomycetes, Chaetothyriales, Herpotrichiellaceae.